GAUCUCUUCACCCAACCCACAUAAUCCACAUGGCAAGGUAAAUUCAAUAAGCUUCAUCGUAACGCGGAAUGCCAGUUACCCUAUCCCUCUUCAUCCUACCGCUUUUAUUCUUUUAAAGCUUAAUUCCCGCUCUCAAUCUGUUUUCUUUUCUUAGAGGGCUCUAAUGUAUGGCAAGGUUAACGUGCAAAGUCACGUUUUCUACAGUACUAUGCUGCGACGGUACGGCUUUACAAUGGGAGAUCUCUGCUACGGGCUUCCUGGUAACAAUAUCUUAGCCCAUAAAGAGGUGGCCCCAAACAAUGAUUCAGGGAACCUUGAGAGAGACGGACCUGCCGGCAUAAGACUAAGGCAGUCUUGGGUAGGAAUGCUCUGCUAUGGGCUAGGCGUGCAUCAUUAUGGAACAUCGUCCGAUGCUGUCUUGAUGCACGGCCGAAACCGACCGUCGCUAAACAUGGCUGCUGGACACGCCUUCCUGCGUGCAUCAUUAUGGAACUUCGUUCGAAGCUGUCUCGAUGCACGGCCGGAAGCGACCGUCGCUAAACAUGGCUGCUGGACACGCUUUCCUAAUCGAUCCUUCUUGUCUCCACCUCCAACUUUGGUUUCCCACCCUUCGCCGUGUUUUGUCUUUUGUGGCAACGAGGGCUGCUGA
Messenger RNA from Zychaea mexicana, 649 nucleotides. RefSeq lists its product as uncharacterized. The record is from RefSeq and is a predicted model, not a curated record. Bases 164 to 649 code for a protein of 161 amino acids. Lineage: Eukaryota; Fungi; Mucoromycota; Mucoromycetes; Mucorales; Lichtheimiaceae. The transcript is spliced from 5 exons.